This is a messenger RNA of Scatophagus argus, 2146 nucleotides long. RefSeq lists its product as uncharacterized. Lineage: Eukaryota; Metazoa; Chordata; Actinopteri; Scatophagidae. Bases 114 to 800 code for a protein of 228 amino acids. The record is from RefSeq and is a predicted model, not a curated record. The transcript has 6 exons.
CAGUCUCAAACUUCCUCCAUUCUCACACACGUACACACGUUUUGCUUUAUUAGUGCACCUGUUGGCCUGAAGUGAGUGCCGCAUUUGCUUUUUGUUCUUCUGAAGAGAGCACGAUGCUUAGCUAUCUUCUGCUGUUCUUUUUCUUCAACAGCACGGUGAAAUCUUGGAAUACAACAUUUUCUACAGUUCCUACAACGUCACCUUUGGAAACUACCAACAGCACAUCUGCUGAAGAAGAUGUGCUAUCUUUUCUGCAGCUGGUGGCCACACCAGACUACCCAGUGGCAGCAGGUCAAAAAGUCAACCUACACUGCAGCACUCUCGACGCAUCAGAUGAUCUCAUUUGGUCCUGGCAACGCCUGGAAAAUCAGACCUGGAAGAAAGUGGGCAGUGGUAGGGAUGUGACCCUCACUGAGCCAGAGCAGAGCGGCCUUUACAGCUGCUGUGCUGAGUUCCAGUCCUCUCGAAUCAUGAGCUCGAACCACACUGUCUACAUCGUCGCUAUCCAUGCAACGGUUGGUGAAAAAUUAGGAACAGCUGCCUUCAUUCUUUCUAUCCUGGCCUUGAUCAUCAACCUAGCUAUUGUUUUUUGGCUGGGUUGGAAAAGACCUGGUGACCCUCUGACCACCUCUAACACUGUGGCUAAAGGUUUUCCCACACCUGAAAAGUCACCAAAGGGAGAUUUGCCGAAGAUCGACAAUGACGGAGAUGUGUACAUAAAUUACACACACACCAACAGUGCCUACACUGAUCUGGACACCACGAUAACUGAGGAUAAUUUGUACUCAGUUCUGUCAUGAACAUGUGUGAGUGGGUGGAGAUGUGCAAUUUAAAAGGAGACAAGCAGACUCAAGGUUAGGUAAUACCCGCAUAUAAAGCUCAGCAUUGCCUUUGAGCUGAUGAAUGCACAGUUUGUCUGUCUAUGGGUUACCUCAAACAACAGAGCCUACUUUCUUCCCUCUUCUCCCCAUCAAGCAAUAAGAGAUCCAUCUUUCUGGGUGUGUACAUGUUAGGAAAACCUGUAACUUUCUACUAUAUUCUGUGUCUUAGAGUGAAUGUAGUGUUGAUGGGCAGAUGUCUCCCUGCUUGUUGAUAUGUAAAAAAAGUGACUUAACUUUAAUCAUCAUGACAUAUUAUAUUAAACAGUGUGUCACACCUCCUUUUCUUUUAACAAUACUUGGUAAUCCUUUGGGAAUUCUAUGACUUCGACAUGGACCACAGACAGGCCAGUCUGCUACUGACUCUCUGACACUCUUUAACUACAAAUCCAUACUGUUGCUACACAUGCAGAAAGUGUUCUGGCACUGUUGUGCUGGAUUAAGUAGAGGAACUCCUGAAAAAGACUUAAUGGCAAUGUAUGUGGCUCCAAAACCUGUAUGUACCUAUGAUCACUAAUGAUGCAUUCACAAAUGUCAGAUGCCAUCACAGAUGCUGAGUUUUGAAUAUGACAUAAUUUUAACGUCAAAAACAGCGUGAAGUGUGGACUGGUCAGACGACAGCACACUUUUCCACUUUGUGUCAGUUGGUCUCAUUUGAGCUCAGGCUCAGAGGAGUCGUCUGCGUUUCUGGAUGUUGUUGAUAGCAUGGCUUUUGCUUUGCAUAGUAGAGUCUUAACGUGUAUUGUAGAGAGAACGACAUACUGUGCUUACCAACAAUAGUUUUCCAAAGUGUCUCGAGUCUAUGUAGCAACAUUCAUCGUACAGUCAUGUUGGUUUUUAAUGCAGUGCCACCUGAGGGUCAUGGCAGCCUUUUACAUUACAUGCAAAUAUCUCUCUGGAUGUUCAGAAUUUUUUGAUGAUAUUAUGGACGGUAGAAGGUGAAAUCCAUAAAUUCUUUGCAAUUGUGUGGAUGUCAAUUGAGCUAUAUGUCCACACAGUUGUUCACAGAGUGGUACACUUUGCCCCAUCUUUGCUUGUGAAUGCCUUUUAAAGAUGCCUUGUUCAUAAACAAUCAUGACACUGUCACCUGUUACCAGUCAAAUCUGUUAACCUGUUAACCUGUUGAAUGUUCCAAACAGGUGUUUUACUUCCUGUAUUUUGUUGCCUCUUUCGCAACUCUUUUGAAAGUUGUUGCAGGAAUUAAAUUCAGAAUGAGAGUUUAUUUACAAAAAAACAAAACAAUAAAGUGCAUAAUCUUGAACAUCAAA